AUGACUACUAGCGCAACCGAAAAUACGGCGCCCGUGGUGCUGAAAGUUGAUGGACUGAAAACCUACUUCGAGACCCGCUGGGGCACGGUCAAGGCCGUCGAUGGUGUCACCUUCGAUCUACGGCGCGGCGAGACCCUCGGAAUCGUCGGCGAGUCCGGAUCGGGCAAAUCAGUGACCAUGCUAUCGCUGAUGCGUCUCAUACCCGAGCCGCCUGGACGUAUCGUUGAUGGUCAGAUCCUCCUGGAGGGCCAGGACCUGGUGCAGCUGUCCGACAAGGAAAUGAGCCAGAUCCGGGGGAGCCAGAUCGCGCUCAUCAUCCAGGACCCCAUGACCUCCCUCAACCCGGUCUUUUCCAUCGGAAACCAGGUGGGAGAAGCGAUCAAGAUUCACCAGGACAUCCCGAAAAGCACUGUCCUUCAGCAGGUGCUCAACGUCCUCCGCAAGGUGAACAUCCCCGCCGCCGAGACCCGCGUCCGAGACUACCCGCACCAGAUGAGCGGCGGCAUGCGACAGCGCGUGGUCGGAGCCAUCGGCAUUUCCUGCGAACCCAUCGUGUUGAUCGCCGACGAGCCGACAACCUCACUCGAUGUCACCAUCCAGGCCCAGUACCUCAAGCUCCUGAAGGAGUUGCAGGAAGCCUCCGACAUCGGGCUCAUCUUCAUCACCCACGACUUUGGGAUCGUCGCCAAGAUGUGCGACCGGGUGGCCGUGAUGUACGCCGGCAGGAUCGUCGAGAUGGGCGAUGUGCGGGACAUUUUCAACAACCCUUCCCAUCCCUAUACGGAGGCGCUCCUCUCCUCGGUCCCCAAGCUUGAGGCAAAUCCGGCGACCCAAACCACCAACGAAGUCCUGCUCGAGGCCGAGGGCCUCAAAAAAUACUUCCCCGUGACCAAGGGUCUCCUGAUAUCCAAAGUAACCGGAUGGAUCAAAGCCGUAGACGGCGUUUCCUUCCAAGUCCGCGCCGGUGAAACCUUGGGCAUCGUGGGUGAGUCCGGCUGCGGCAAGAGCACCACCGCCAAGAUGCUCCUGAUGCUUGAAGAGCCCACCGAGGGGACCAUCCGGUACCAGGGACAGGAAAUUCGCAACGCGAGCUCCGAACAGCGCCGCGCCUACCGGAGCUCGGUUCAGGCCGUAUUCCAGGACCCCUGGAGCUCGCUCAACCCCAGGAUGCGUGUCCGCGACCUCAUCGCCGAACCGAUGGUCAUCAACCUCAACCUGAGCCGUCGCGAAAUGCAGGACCGGGUUACCAAACUGCUCGGCGAUGUCGGCCUCAGCAACUACCACGCCAACCUGUACCCUCAUGAGUUCAGCGGCGGGCAACGCCAGCGGCUGGCCAUCGCCCGGGCCCUGUCGGUCGAGCCCCGGGUCAUUGUGUUGGAUGAGCCCGUCUCCGCGCUGGACGUCUCAAUUCGCGCCCAGAUAAUGAACCUCCUGAAGGACCUCCAGGAGGAGUACAACGUCAGCUACCUGCUCAUCGCCCACCACCUGGCCACGGUGCGGUAUAUGUGCGACUGGGUCGCCGUCAUGUACCUGGGGCAGAUCGUCGAGUUCGGGCCCACAAAAGAGCUGUUCCAGAACGCGUCACACCCCUACACCAAGGCCUUGAUGAACGCGGCGCUGCCCUCGCAUCCGGACAUCGAGCAGGAGGAGAUGAUCCUGACCGGCGAGGUGCCCUCCCCGCUGAAUCCGCCCGAGGGUUGCCGGUUCCAUCCCCGCUGCCCCUUCGUCAUGGAACGUUGCUCCCGCGACAUUCCUGAAGUCACCGAGUUGGCUCCGGGCCACGUGGUUUCCUGCCACCUCUACUGA
Geodia barretti is the source of this 1806-nucleotide messenger RNA. The record is from the annotation of a GenBank genome assembly. Lineage: Eukaryota; Metazoa; Porifera; Demospongiae; Tetractinellida; Geodiidae.